CGAGACGAGAAUGAGAAACGAUAAGAACCGAUUGGGCAGUGUGACUUACACAUUGAAUAAGAAUAACUUCCUUUAUUUGAGAUGAGAGAACGCACACUGUUGAUGUUCACAUGCUCUUCCUCUCUGACGUUCUUGGGUUCAAGAAUUGAUUAUCCUGCAACAACACAGAAUGACGAUGAAGAUGUUCACGACUUUGCAUUUGUUGGUGGUGAAUUGUAAUUGAUUUGUUUCUCGCUUCAUGCCUGUGCGUCACAGAGUUACUUAUCGAUCUUCAACAUAAGUACUUUGAUAUUUUAUUUCGUUGUGGAAGAGCAUCAGCAGUUUUUCCCUAUGCAUGCAAUAAUUCCUCAUUUUUUCCCCAUCCCAUACGCAUGUCCAUUUUAUCCGUGUCGAUAUGUCCCCAAGAUCAACAUACUCGUAAUGGUAAUGUGAAUACAGCAAAUAUCGUAUUAUUCUUACAACAGUUGUCCCUUUGUCGCAGACGUGCGCUUGUUGUUGCAGCGUGUUAUAAGUUGUUAGAGUUUAUCAAAUAUGUACGCACACCUACCAUGCACUUGCACUUAUCUAUCCGAUCGUUUUUGUGGCAAUAAUGCUUACUUUGCAAAGAUGCACUUUGAUACUCACCUUGGGGACAAAAGUUAACCUAAGCGAGUCCAUCCUGCGCUUCUUGACUUAGAAGCCGUGGCAUUAAUCGAGCAUGGCACCUCUACCGCUUCCUCCUUUUUUCGCUACAGUGGGCAAACUUGUGGGCCCGAUAGCCUCGCGAUUCAUUGGACCGGCGCUCACGCGUUUUGGAGUCAAUCGCGUGUCGGCUGUAGCUCUUGCGCGGGUCUCAGCGCGGCUGGCGCCACUUUUCCGUCGAAGUGCUCUGGUAAUCGCGGAGCAAGCAAGGGAGCGAGUCUUCCUAAACGCUAGGGAUGUCCGCAGCGGUCUUUUAGACUACGAACGCCGGCGACUCAUUGCAGAGCGCGAACAAAGUGUACUUGGAGCCGGAGCGCCAUCGCGUUCAAGCAGAGGACCUAGGACGAACGCGGCUGGGCGAGCGGGGGUAUCCGGUAACGGAAUAUUAGGUUCUACAAGAAAUGACCUGGGACAUGAAGCCAGAACGAAAAGCAGCACCGAUCUCGUUGACCCCAUCGAUGAGAUGCGGUUAGAGGCGAAGCGAAGAAUAUCUGCGGCUUUCUCAGACACAGAUACGGAUAGGGUGUUGCGACGAAGUGGCGUCACUCUUGAUUCCUUGGCGAAAUACAACGAGUUUAUCCUAGCCCGAUAUCUGCCCGAACAAAAUGGCGUCACGGGGAGUGCGUCGAGUGAGGUGGAGAAGUCUCUUCUUUCGGUGCGCCGCUGGAUCAACAAGGCUGCGCGCGAUUACGUGUCUCCAGUUUACAGCGUUGCGCGGCUACCCGCGCGGUCCGGAUACGCCUCUGCCUCGCGAGGCGGUGUGCGUGCUGGGGAUCCGCAUCAGGACAACUGGCUUACACGCAUGUUGGUUCGCGGCGUCGGGCGACGCGGUCGAGAGGCGAAUCCAUUCAAUAUGAACGAGGUGCCGGAUACUGACCCACGGGGCUUAGAGCGGCUGGGUCGGUUCUGGGCCAACAUUUACUACGCGUCUCUGCUUUUCCCUGGUGCACUCGUGGGCUUGGUUGUCGUCAGCGCACUAGAAGAGCAGGAGGAAAAGUUUCCAGAUCAGACACGCAGGUGGCGUCUGUGUCUAGUCUCACCCGAGCAAGAGCGCGAAUUAGGAAGUGAGGGCGCAUCGAUUUUGCGGCAGAAUCACAGCGCAACCCUCCUGCCCUACACGCACCCUUUGCACAAGGAAAUCGAGAUAUUGGUCCGCAAGCUUUUGCAUCAAAACUGUCUGCCUAGGAACAGCUGGAAAGUACUCUCUAAUAUUGUGUUUAUGCUAGUACAUAGUGCCCCCAAGAAUUCGCAUUUCUUGUAUUUGUAAAUACACACUCGCUCAUCCUUUUACAACGAGGAGAAAUGGAGCUGAAAGUCAUUUGUCUCUGCUGUUGAAUGAUGGAUGGUGAAUAACAAGCAUAGUUGUUGAUUAACUUCACUUACUUCGUUGAUUCGUUAUUUCCAGGAACCUGCACCAGUAUGGCGUGUCCACGUAGUCAAGGAUCCAGAUAUUUGCAACGCUAUGGUUCUACCAGACGGCAGCAUUUUUGUCUACACUGGAUUGCUCGAGCGAUGCUAUAGUGAAGAUGAGGUUGCCACUGUGUUGGGGCAUGAGAUUUCUCAUGUCCUUUUACGGCAUGGUGCUGAGCAGCUCUCGAGUGCGGAAGUGCUUUCUGUGCCGGGUCAUUUUCUGCAGGUCUGUUCCCUGUUGGCCGGGGGUUUGUCCUAUGUUUUGUUGAGUAGCUCUGUACAAAACAUGGUUGGCGGCUUGUUGCUAGAACUCCCGCAGUCGCGCUUCUGCGAGCAAGAAGCCGACGAGCUGGGAUUGCGUAUAUCGACGCUGGCGGGCUACGAUCCCCUUGCUGCGCCAAAGCUUUGGGCCCGGAUGGGUGAUAGCGCUAGCCCUCUGGCGACAGACGAGGAGGCCUCAAGAAAACGCGGGAAGAACAAUGAGCUGCGGGACUACGUCAAAGACCGCCUAGCGCAAGUCGAGACCCAAAAAGGAGCAUGCACUUUCACGAGCAAGGCUAUAUUGCCUGAUCAGAGCUCUUCGGUUUCUGGUUCUGUGCCAGGCCUGUUGGGUUUUGUCUUUCCGAGCCGAGGCCAGAUGUACAUGGGUCAUUCAGGAUCAGGAGGGGACGGCGCAUCCCAGGCGAGUUUUUACGACUUCGGAUCGAGCCCGGUUGUUGCGUCAACAAAUCAUGGCAGGACAGAGUCGACGAGAAGAAAAACUUCUGCUGGGUCUGAAAAUGAUACGGCCUUGCGUGGCUUGACGUUUUUCCCUUCUUCGGCGUCAGCAAUAUCAAGGUCUUCUACUAGAGAAACAGAUGAUGCCGUCCCUUCAUCUAGACCGAAUCGGCGUGCAGUUGUAGACGCUUUACGCCUUUUGCAUCCGCAUUUCACGACUGCUUUCCUGACGGACGUGGGCCUCUUGACAGAAGACACUGAAAUAAAUUAUGGCGCAGACCUUCGACUACGACUCAGAGUACCGCAAUCUCAAUUACACCCACCCGGCAUUUCAACCUCCUCUACCUCGUCUUCCAGUAGCUCCUCAUCCGGUUCCGGACCGUCGCCACAGCCAUGCGGAUGUUACGGACCAUCGACAUCAACAGGUCUAUCGUGUGGGCGUGCACGUAUUUCCAAAUCCUCUACUCCCUCCUUCGCGACAGUUCCGACUGAAUGGUUUUCAACACAUCCAAGUUACGAAAGUCGGGUUACGAACCUCCUUGACGAAGCCCUGUAUCUACGAGAGCACCCGAUGUACCAGCGGCCGGGCGCUUGGUAUCAAGAUGAAGAACAAGGUGGCGGUUACAGCGAUUGGUAUUUCGGAGGUCGUCCAUCGGGUUCCCAAGAACGUCGUAGAGAAGCAGUCAUGGCCAAUGGUGAUGGCACAGAAAGUCGUGGUCCUGCUAGUGAGCGAGCUAUAUCUCUCCGGAAUUUGUUGGGACAGCUCGAAGCGGGCCUUCCGCGAUAUGGCGGAACGCGGAAGCCACGCGAUUUGGAAGAGUGGUGCGAGGAGUUGAGACGCGAGACCGAUGCACAGCGUAGAGGGCAGGCCAUCUCGUCUCCUUUGUCGCACGCGCCUCCACCACCACCGGCAGCUGUGUGA
Messenger RNA from Amoebophrya sp. A25, 3730 nucleotides. The record is from the annotation of a GenBank genome assembly. Lineage: Eukaryota; Dinophyceae; Syndiniales; Amoebophryaceae.